Molecule: messenger RNA, 546 nt
Organism: Mucor velutinosus
Lineage: Eukaryota; Fungi; Mucoromycota; Mucoromycetes; Mucorales; Mucoraceae
Gene: CBC2
Product: nuclear cap binding complex subunit
Exons: 9
Coding region: 1-546 (181 amino acids)
Source: RefSeq, a predicted model, not a curated record
AUGAGUAACCUCGCUUCAAAAAUUAAAUUAAGCUGUCAAGACAUCACCAAAAUUGAAGUAGAUGCAAUCGUCAAUGCUGCAAACAACUCUUUACUCGGAGGAGGUGGAGUUGAUGGAGCAAUUCACAGUGCUGCUGGAAGAGAAUUGUUGAAAGAGUGUCGUGCACUUGGAGGAUGUCCUGAUGGUGAAGCCAAAAUCACCAAAGGCUACAAUUUGCCAGCAAAACAUGUCAUUCAUACUGUUGGACCACAAUCCGAAAGACCAACUGUUCUCGCUAAUUGCUACAGAAAUUCACUUCAAGUACUGACAGACAACCAACUGCGCUCCAUUGCAUUUCCGUGCAUUGCUACUGGUGUCUAUGGAUACGACAAUGAGAGGGCUGCCGAUGUCGCCUUGACAACAGUUCACGACUUUUUGCAAGACCAACUGGCAAAGGGCCAAGAUAAGAUUGACCAGAUCAUCUUUGUAUUGUUUAAUGAAAAGGACAGAAAAAUUUAUAAGGAUUUGGUCCCAAAACACUUUCCAGGUGCCUCUACUGAAUGUUAA